Pseudopodoces humilis (Tibetan ground-tit) is the source of this 1938-nucleotide messenger RNA. It is a transcript of the gene FNDC4, whose product is annotated as fibronectin type III domain containing 4. Lineage: Eukaryota; Metazoa; Chordata; Aves; Passeriformes; Paridae. Gene Ontology annotation, cellular component: plasma membrane; extracellular region. Gene Ontology annotation, molecular function: protein binding. The record is from RefSeq and is a predicted model, not a curated record. Gene Ontology annotation, biological process: negative regulation of inflammatory response.
CCGCGGUGCAGGGAGCCGGGCCGGUGCCAGGGCCGCCGCCCGGCCGGGCCGCAGCCCCCACCGCCAUGGCCCGAGUCUCGGCGAUGAUCAGCCCGGUCCUGGUGCUCUUCGGCUGCGAUCUGUGUUUCGUGCGAGCCAACAGGCCACCGUCCCCUGUCAACGUGACUGUGACACAGCUGAAGGCAAACUCUGCCACAGUCUCCUGGGACGUACCAGAAGGAGACGUGGUCAUCGGCUACGCCAUUCUACAGCAGAGGCAGGAUGGGCAGAUGCAGCGCUUCAUCCGGGAGGUGAACACCACCAACCGUGCCUGUGUGCUGUGGGACCUGGCGGAGGACGCUGACUACAUCAUCCAGGUGCAGAGCAUUGGCCUGUAUGGGGAGAGCCAGGCUAGCAAGCGUGUCCACUUCCGCACCCUGAAGGAGACCGACCGCCUGCCUUCCAACAGCUCCAACCAAGGUGACAUCACCAUGGAAGGGCUGGACAAAGACCGGCAGCUGCAGACAGGCGAGAUUAUUAUCAUUGUGGCUGUGCUGCUCAUGUGGGCAGCGGUGAUCGCCCUGUUCUGCAGACAAUAUGAUAUCAUCAAGGAUAAUGACUCCAACAACAACAAGGAGAAGACAAAGCCGUCCUCAGAGCAUAGCACACCAGAGCGACCAAGCGGAGGGCUGCUGCGGAGCAAGAAGAAAUCUCCCUCGGUCAAUAUCAUCGAGGUGUAAGUGCAACACCAGCUCUGCCGUCUGGGAUCUUGGGUGUCCUGCCAGAGCCAAAGCAGGCCUUGGAAGAAGAGGCAGCACCAGGCAUGCGGCCUGGAACUCAGCAUGUGACGAUCCACGUAUCAGAACUCUCGCUUUCCUGAGGGCAUCUGUCUGGGGAUGUGCAUGGAGCCAGCUCCCAAGCUAUGCAUGCAGAGCAUGGCUCUGCCCAUCCCACACACCUGGCCCUCCUCCCCUCCCGGUGGGAAGCAUGAAGUUGAGGAUGGGUGGGGGGCCACACCACUGGCUAGGGUGGGAGGGAGCCAAGGGGAGCCAACGGGCUGAUGCAGUGGCCUGAGGGGAGGCCUUGUCCCUGUGCACCAGCUUGGCCACAGGCCUGGGUGCAGCUGUGGCACUGCACACCUGCCCUGCAUCAGGGGGCAGACCUUGCUCUCAGCUGCCUGUUUGGCCUUGGGUGUUGCUUGCAGAGGGCAGGAGCUGCUCCCCUCAGGGCGCCAGGGCUGAGGAAACAGGGCAGUGCAGGCAUUGCCCUUGCACUGCCAGGAGAGCUGUGGCCAGGUGGCAGGAGGCUUGGGUUCAGCCAACACGGGAUGAGUGGAUUGCUGCUGGAGAACAGGGCUCUACUGCACCCUGUCAUGGCCCCCUUGUCAGGGGCUUCAAAUUCUCUGUCUACAGACAGAGGACAAAGGCAGAGGACAAAGACACGAGGCACAAUGAGGAGCUGGUGCUGUCACAGUGCCUGGCCAGUGCACAAAGCCUGCAGCUGAGGCAGGGAGUGCUGGUGGAAGCUCCCACUGGGAAAGUGGACAGUGUCAGGGCAUGGCUGUGUCUCCGGUAGGGCUCAAUGCUGGCACGUUCAGGCUGUUUGAGGGAAGCUGCCAAGCACUUUUUGAGCAGCACUGUGCCUGUGCUGCCUGGAGGAGACAAUGUGGUGAGGCCCACAAGGUGUCAGUUGGAGGGAAUGGGGUGAAACAAGGAUGCUCCCUGCUGCCCUGGCUGCUGCUCUCCCUCCAUUCAGACAGGCUCUGCAGCCCUGGACUCAAGCAUCACAGGAUCCAGCGUCUUCCAGGAAUAAAUCUCCCAGUAAAAGCACUUUCAGGACUUUUCCUUCCAGGUGCUGCUCAGCUCCUGCUGCAGGACUAGGCGGGGAGGGGACAAGAUAAGCAACUCCUAUGGCAGGGUCUUUUCAAUAAAAACAUCCUGGCUCAAAGGCAGCAUCAGA